UGACUCAUCUAGUGCAGUUACAUUCAAAUCCGAGAGGUGGCGCUGCAAAUUUCCCACAGUGCAGUGCAAAAAUGACGGCGAGCAACAUGGCCACCACUGACACCGCUCGGGAGAAAGGUCUCACGGACUAUCGCAAAAAACUCCUGGAACACCGAGAGUUGGAGAGUCGGCUCAAAGAGAUGCGGGAACAGCUGAAGGAGCUGACGAAGGACUAUGAGAAGUCUGAGAACGACCUGAAGGCUCUACAGAGUGUUGGACAGAUUGUUGGUGAAGUGCUGAAGCAGUUGACUGAGGAUAAGUUUAUUGUCAAGGCGACCAACGGUCCUCGCUAUGUGGUGGGCUGCAGGCGACAGGUCGACAAGGCCAGGCUGAAGGCUGGCACCCGUGUGGCUCUGGACAUGACAACUCUCACCAUCAUGAGGUACCUUCCCCGUGAGGUGGACCCCCUGGUGUAUAACAUGUCUAUCGAGGACCCGGGUGAAGUGUCCUACUCACAGAUCGGAGGACUGGCAGAACAGAUCAGACAGCUCAGAGAGGUGAUAGAGCUGCCCCUGCUCAACCCUGAGCUGUUCUUCCGUGUUGGGAUCGACCCACCGAAGGGAGUCCUGCUGUACGGGCCUCCAGGCACAGGAAAAACUCUGCUGGCCAGGGCAGUAGCAAGUCAGCUGGAUUGUAACUUCUUGAAGGUUGUAUCCAGCGCCAUAGUUGACAAGUACAUAGGAGAGAGUGCCCGACUGAUCCGAGAGAUGUUUGGGUAUGCCAAGGACCAUCAACCAUGUAUCAUCUUCAUGGAUGAGAUAGAUGCUAUAGGUGGCAGACGUUUCUCGGAGGGCACAUCUGCUGACAGAGAGAUCCAGAGAACACUGAUGGAGUUGUUGAACCAGAUGGACGGGUUUGACCGGUUGGGGAAAGUGAAGAUGAUCAUGGCCACCAACCGGCCCGACACGCUGGACCCGGCCCUGCUCAGGCCGGGCAGACUGGACAGGAAGAUCCAGAUCGACCUCCCGAAUGAGCAGGCCAGAAUGGACAUCUUGAAGAUCCACUCUGGACCAAUGACAAAACAUGGAGAAAUAGACUACGAAGCGAUAGUGAAACUGUCUGAUGGCUUCAACGGAGCCGAUCUCAGGAACGUCUGUACUGAAGCAGGAAUGUUUGCCAUCCGAUCGGAGCGAGAGUACGUGAUAGAAGAGGACUUUAUGAAGGCCGUGAGGAAAGUCUGCGAUAACAAGAAACUGGAGUCCAAACUGGACUACAAGCCUGUAUAAACAACCACUAGCAUCAAAUCUCCUGAAUCAGAACUGUAAACAAUGACCAUAGGAUACUGUUUGCUCCUUUUGCUUUUGUUGUUAUUAGUACCAUACAGAUAAAAGUUGUCUUCCCUGUCUCGGUAAUAAUACUAUUAUUAUUAUAGUACUAUUUAAUCAGACUCAUUAUAGAGAACAAUUUUCAGUCUUGUUUCUUCUCCAUAUGUAUUCUAAAACUGUGUACUCUUCAUCAGACCUAUGAAUCCAAUAUCUGAAUAAAGUAAGA
Branchiostoma floridae (Florida lancelet) is the source of this 1530-nucleotide messenger RNA. RefSeq names its product 26S proteasome regulatory subunit 10B. Gene Ontology annotation, cellular component: proteasome regulatory particle, base subcomplex; cytosolic proteasome complex. Lineage: Eukaryota; Metazoa; Chordata; Leptocardii; Amphioxiformes; Branchiostomatidae. Gene Ontology annotation, biological process: positive regulation of RNA polymerase II transcription preinitiation complex assembly. The coding region runs from base 72 to 1265 and encodes 397 amino acids. The transcript has 14 exons. Gene Ontology annotation, molecular function: proteasome-activating activity; ATP binding; ATP hydrolysis activity. The record is from RefSeq and is a predicted model, not a curated record.